AUGCCGCCUUGGGGAUCUCCUGGCCCGAUGGACAAUGUGGUCGACUUAACAUUAGAUGACAUGGACGUACGCUCCUGGGAGGCAAUAGAUCUGACCUCGGUGGACGACCGACACCCACCGAAUCAUGCCUCGGAGAGGCCAGAACUGAACGUGGAGGACGAGUCCACAACCCUGGUUGGGUCAAACACAACUGACUCUGGGGAGUCCAGUCCGAACACGCAAUGGACCUACGACACCGCGCAGACGGAGUCCAACCCUACUGACCCCGGCGAUCUGAGCCCGAGAAAUCCACAGGAUGAAGACAGUGAUUCACCAGACGAUGACUUGGCCACCAUAAUUGCACGGAACAGGAAGCGGAAGAAUACUGCUGGUGACCCUCCGACUUCCGAAAACAAGCCAAGAGAAACCCAGUUAACACCCUCGGCCUUCGGCUCUAUGUUCGGCUCCAAGUCCCUGAAGCCAGCUUUCGGUGAACUUUGGUUCAAUCGCAAAUCUGGUGUGGACGGUAUGGACGUCGCCAGGCCUCAACCGGACAGGAGACCGAAGGCUCAACAGAACAAGCGCGUAACAAUCCAGCACGAGGGGCAGUCGGCCAACGAUGCAAACUCUCGGAUCCUCAACGUUGACCUGGAUGAUGAAUUCGGCCCAGAGGAGAAAACCGAGAAAUACAAGCGCAAGUCAAAGACACAGCGGAUUCCACCGAAGAAACAGAGCCGAGUCGAUGAGGAACCUUCCAUUAUACCUGCUCCUCGGCGAGCGGUUUCCGAAACCCCCGAGACCACUCACCAUCAGAGGAAAACUGGAUUCUCAGGAGACGUGAAAUUGUCCCAGGCCCAUGACGUGGUCGAAAUUCAGCGCCCCCACAAGAGGAGGAAGCACAGCAGACAACAUGACACCAUUAAUAGCCUCAACUCCGGUGCCGCUGCUCUCGAAGACACCGGCAGCCUGGUGGCAGCUGCGAAUAGGCUCCAAGCCCCAAGAUCCGGGACGUAUUCUGUGGGGAAAGAUAGAGUCACAGGAAAACAUUCGGCUGGGAGCAUGCGCGGUGGCUCUUUAGUGGACCAGUCAGACGAUGCUGGCCUACAUCGAGGAAACAAGACGACGCAUAGAGAAAAACGACAAAAGCUUAUGGCACAGGUUUGGAAGCAAGCCGAAAAGUCACAGCGUACUGCGGCACGCAUUGGUACUCAACAGGCUGGAUUAGCGUCCAGGAGGCCGAAAAAGGGCAGAGAUGACCGACGGCCGGCUCCUGACCAAGAUUCGAGCCAUCGUGAAGCUCACCAAGGGUCUAAUGGUGGCUAUUCCGGUACGAGAGCCCAACCACCGUUCGAGGGUGGGGUUGCCCGUCCAGAGGCUGCGAGAUUGUACGAAGACGUUCGAGGAGCCCAGGACAUACCAGACAUUCGUACACAACAGUCUCAACAGGCACACAGAGAUUGUGACACGCGAAAGAGUGACAUGGUCUACUCCAAAGCCGGUGCUGCCCAGCCAGCCAGCCGCAUCGAGGAUUCUCAGCAGAUAUCGAGCCUCGAUGCCCGCAAGAAGGACAUGGAGGACGCAAAACGUUACUUCGAGAAUCACCCUUCAAAUUCCGCUCCACAGCGCAGGGUCGAGAUGACCAACUUUGUUCCUCCCGACCUGAGCAAACCUAAUUUCGCUUUCCGCAGUCGGAUGGCCAACUCAAGCAACAGGAAGCGGCUUGGUCGCAAAUUACCGAACGCCGCCCAACAGGCCGAGAAGAGGGACAAGGAUCGCCAGAAAAGGAUACUAACAAAGCGGCGACAACUGGGGGAGGAAGCGAACCGGCUGUUCCCAAAUGAGUCCGAGGAACACAAGGAGAAAUGGAUCGAAGACCGCAUAGCCAAGAUGAGACAGACAUUCAUGAAGAACGAUCAAAAGAGGGAGGCGCAGAAAUCACAGGGCUUUCUGACCGUCGAUUAUCUCGAAGACUUUGGGCCUGCUGGAAGCGAUGGCAACGAUGGGCCACCGGCAGCUGCGCCAAAGGGCAAGAGGGGUGGAAUUCCCCUAGCGGAGGCCCUCGAGCCAGGAGCUACCAUCAACCUGUACACCGUAUGGCUCAGCAACCCGGUUGAAAAGGGCAAGCAGCCCGAGGAAAAAGACUUCAAGCGCCUAGAUGACCAAUUCCUCCCAAGGGAAGAUGCAAACAAGCACGCUGAAGCCAUCCUCAGGAACGAAAAGUACGACGAUUCGCACAUCGUCUCCAUGCACUUCCGCGUGGGACCCACAGACGGGUUGUUCUGGGGGAUCAAAGAGCUGGCUGACGGGAAGCAAGUCACUUGUUACGUCCAGAAGGAAAGACAUAUGGCUAGCUUACUAGACCUCAGCGAUACUUUUGUGCGCAAGGAGCUAAAGAACACAUACUGCUCGCGAUUCGAUGUGUGGUACAUAAAGAUCAUCCCGAAGGUCUUUCUAAAGGAAAAGAAAGCCACCACUGGCCAGAACAUGGAGAAUUCUAGAGCCAAGUCGGAGGCGAAUACACCCAAUGCGGACGGGGAGCCAUAUCCUCCCGAGAAGGAGCAGGCGGAUGACGACAGAGUUAGCUUGUUCUCUGCGACUCCAACACCUGAGCCCGACACCAUCGAGCUCGAGAAAGAUGAGGCCGAGGAGGUCGAGGGCGGCGAUGAGAGCGACGCCUAUUCCGUCGUUUCUGACGGGACAAUGGCACCCUCGGAGCCAGGUGGGAACCUGGGGUCACUCUCAUGGAACGACGUCGAAUACGUGCACGAGCACGUGGGUGCCUUCACCACCAUGGAGCUGGCAAACGAGGAGGCCUACAAGGUGGCACGGGAACUCUGGAAGCCGAGAGGUGCGCGCUACAUGUCCUGGCAUUACUACUGGGACACGGUCCUGCCGAGCAUCGAUGGCUAUAGGGACAAGGAACUAGACGUUCAAGCCGCAGAGCUUGUGUUUGAUGAAGUCCCAGAGCUUGAAGGGCACGUAGACAACCUGCCAUGGCCAUUUGUUUAUUCCAAGGUUUUCGUGACGGAGACCAGACUAGAGGGUCCAAGGGACAUCGGAAACCACUACAAGAGGGACAACGAUGAGGACUGUGGCGAGGAAGGUGUUGGGGACGGGGAGGAGGAUGAGGAAGACGACUGA
Molecule: messenger RNA, 3120 nt
Organism: Diaporthe batatas
Lineage: Eukaryota; Fungi; Ascomycota; Sordariomycetes; Diaporthales; Diaporthaceae
Exons: 1
Coding region: 1-3120 (1039 amino acids)
Source: RefSeq, a predicted model, not a curated record